UUCUCUGACACAGGCGCCGGGUCAGGUUGAGGUCUCUGUUCGCGUGUGGAUCUGCCAGUGGAUCUGUUCUGGGUGGGAGGAUUGGGCACUGUCGCGAUGUUCACAGACGGCAUCACGAUUCUCUUGCGAUCCGAUCCCUGCUCCCAAACUAUGGGUGGUGUUGGGGGUGUGGGAGCAGAGGUUGGAUCUGGGAGACAGGGGGGGUGUCGUUGCGUUUUUCCCUCCUCAGAGCCCUCCAUGGCUUCCCAGGAGAGGGUGGAGACAGUGACCAAAGGAACAGGGCUCUGGCGCUGCCCCAAGCCGGCCACUUACACCCCAGAGACCUGCGAGCUGCUCAGAGUGAUGAUGAAGGAAUCCAAACUGACAAACUUCCAACGGCGCCACAUCAUGGACACCAUGAAACGAGGAGACACUCUCCCCCUACAGUGUAGUCCAACUUCCAGCCAGAGGGUGUUGCCUUGCAAGCAGCCGGCCUCAGCCAUCUACUUGCCUCCCAUCCUGGCCGUCCGGUCCCACCUCCGGCCUGCCAGCAUGUGCCAAGCCAACGGGGCCUACAGCCGGGAGCAGUUCAAGCCCCAAGCCACCCGAGAUCUGGAGAAGGAGAAGCGAAGACUCCAAAAUAUUUUUGCCACCGGGAAGGAGCCAGCGGAACGGAAAAGAAAGCCCCCUCCUGUGCGACAGGAGAACCCAGCCCCUGAGCUGGACCGGUUUGAAGAACUGGUAAAGGAAAUCCAGGAGAGGAAAGAAUUCCUGGCUGACAUGGAGGCCCUAGGGCAGGGCAGACAGUACCAAGGGAUCAUCCUUACUGAAAUCUCCCAGAAACUACAGGAAAUGGAAGACCUUGACCACAAGAGGAGUGAGGAACUUAGGAAGGCUCUUGCCACCACUUAAUCUGCCUCCGGAGGGGGGCGGGGGAGCCCAACCUCUACCAUUGGAGCCCACCCCCUUGCCAAACAGGGUCACCCCC
This is a messenger RNA of Delphinapterus leucas (beluga whale), 967 nucleotides long. The record is from RefSeq and is a predicted model, not a curated record. Lineage: Eukaryota; Metazoa; Chordata; Mammalia; Artiodactyla; Monodontidae.